Trichechus manatus latirostris (Florida manatee) is the source of this 1213-nucleotide messenger RNA. It is a transcript of the gene HORMAD1, whose product is annotated as HORMA domain containing 1. NCBI's taxonomy places the organism in Eukaryota, Metazoa, Chordata, Mammalia, Sirenia, Trichechidae. The transcript is spliced from 14 exons. The coding region runs from base 1 to 1191 and encodes 396 amino acids. The record is from RefSeq and is a predicted model, not a curated record.
AUGGCCACCGCUCAGUUACAGAGAACUUCCGUGAGUGCACUGGUAUUCCCCAAUAAAAUAUCAACUGAGCAGCAGUCUCUGGUGUUGGUGAAGAGGCUCCUAGCAGUUUCAGUGUCCUGUAUCACGUAUUUGAGAGGAAUAUUUCCAGAAUGUGCUUAUGGAACAAGAUAUCUAGAUGAUCUUUGUGUCAAAAUUCUGAGAGAAGAUAAAAAUUGUCCAGGAGCUACACAGUUAGUGAAGUGGAUGCUAGGAUGCUAUGAUGCUUUACAGAAAAAAUAUCUAAGGAUGGUUGUUCUAGCUGUAUAUACCAACCCAGAAGACCCUCAGACAAUUUCAGAAUGUUACCAAUUUAAAUUCAAGUACACCAGUAAUGGACCAGUAAUGGACUUCAUAAGUAAAAACCAAAACAACAAAUCUAGCAUGUCAUCUGCUGACACCAAGAAAGCAAGUAUUCUCCUCAUUCGCAAGAUUUAUGUUCUAAUGCAGAAUCUGGGACCUCUACCUAAUGAUGUUUGUUUGACCAUGAAACUCUUUUACUAUGAUGAAGUUACACCACCAGAUUACCAGCCUCCUGGUUUUAAGGAUGGUGAUUGUGAAGGAGUUAUAUUUGAAGGGGAGCCUAUGUACUUAAAUGUGGGAGAAGUCCCAACCCCUUUUCAUACCAUCAAAGUAAAGGUAACCACUGAGAAAGAACGAAUGGAAAACAUUGAUUCAGCUAUAUUGGCACCAAAACUGUCAUUAAAAACACCACUUCAAAAAAUCCUGAUGGACAAAGAUGAUCUAGAGGAUGAACAGGAGCAUUAUAUAAACGAAGAUUUUGACACUGAAACUAAAAUGGAAGAGCAAAAAAAAAACCCUAGAUCUUCUGAACUUGGAGAACCAAACUUGAUUUGUGAGGAAGAUGAAAUUAUGAGGUCUAAAGAAAGUCCCGAUCUUUCAGAUUCUCAUUCUCAGUUUGAGCAGUUAGUCAAUAAAACAUCUGAACUUGAUGUGUCUGAAAGCAAAACAAGAAGUGGAAAAAUCUUUCAGAAUAAGAUGGCUAAUGGAAAUCAACCAGUAAAAUCUUCUAAAGAAAAUAGGAAGAGAAGUCAGCCAUUACCAGUCAAAACAGUCCUCCAUCACUUUGAUUCUUCUAGUCAAGAGUCAGUGCCAAAAAGGAGGAAGUUUAGUGAACCAAAGGAACAUAUCUAAACAUUCUUUUCUUUCUGCACCU